Molecule: messenger RNA, 2101 nt
Organism: Oryza brachyantha (malo sina)
Lineage: Eukaryota; Viridiplantae; Streptophyta; Magnoliopsida; Poales; Poaceae
Product: chaperonin CPN60-1, mitochondrial-like
Exons: 18
Coding region: 138-1871 (577 amino acids)
Biological process (GO): protein refolding
Cellular component (GO): mitochondrion; cytosol
Molecular function (GO): ATP-dependent protein folding chaperone; ATP binding
Source: RefSeq, a predicted model, not a curated record
UCCUUCUAGAAACCCCACCCGCCCGCCCCUCCCCUUCCUCGCAUUUCUUUCCCCCUCCACAAGCUCAAGUACUCUCUUCUCUCACCGCCGCUCCCCAACCCAGCCGAGGGCUCGAAGACCUUCCUUACUCUCUCGCCAUGUACCGCGCGGCGGCCAGCCUCGCCUCCAGGGCCCGUCAAGCCGGGAGUGGUGCUCGUCAGAUUGGGAGUAGGCUCGCCUCCCAUAGAAACUAUGCUGCGAAGGACAUCAAGUUUGGUGUUGAGGCCCGGGCGUUGAUGUUGAGGGGUGUCGAGGAGUUGGCUGAUGCGGUCAAGGUGACAAUGGGUCCUAAGGGGCGCACUGUUGUUAUUGAGCAAAGCUUUGGUGCUCCUAAAGUUACAAAGGAUGGAGUGACUGUUGCCAAGAGCAUUGAAUUCAGUAACAGGGUUAAGAAUGUUGGUGCGAGCCUUGUGAAGCAGGUUGCCAAUGCGACUAAUGACACUGCUGGGGAUGGUACAACAUGUGCUACUGUUCUGACAAAGGCUAUAUUCACUGAGGGUUGCAAGUCCGUAGCAGCUGGAAUGAAUGCGAUGGAUUUGAGACGUGGCAUCUCAAUGGCUGUUGAUGCAGUAGUGACAAAUCUAAAAGGCAUGGCCAGAAUGAUCAGCACGUCAGAGGAAAUAGCACAGGUGGGUACUAUAUCAGCUAAUGGGGAAAGGGAAAUCGGUGAGCUCAUUGCGAAAGCUAUGGAGAAGGUUGGUAAAGAGGGAGUUAUCACUAUUGCGGAUGGUAACACUCUCUACAAUGAGCUUGAAGUUGUAGAAGGCAUGAAGCUUGACAGAGGUUACAUCUCUCCUUACUUUAUUACCAACCAAAAGAACCAGAAAUGUGAACUAGAUGACCCACUGAUCUUGAUACAUGACAAGAAAGUGUCCAACCUUCAUGCUCUGGUGAAAGUGUUGGAGUUAGCUCUCAAGAAGCAAAAGCCUCUGCUUAUUAUUGCAGAGGAUGUAGAAAGCGAAGCAUUGGGUACUCUCAUUAUUAACAAGCUUCGUGCAGGCAUUAAGGUUUGUGCAGUCAAAGCUCCUGGGUUUGGGGAGAACAGGAAAGCCAACUUACAGGACCUCGCUAUUCUUACUGGGGGAGAAGUCAUAACUGAAGAACUUGGAAUGAACCUUGAGAAUUUUGAGCCUCAGAUGCUGGGCACUUGCAAGAAGGUUACAGUAUCCAAGGAUGACACCGUCAUCCUUGAUGGAGCUGGAGAUAAGAAGUCCAUUGAAGAGAGAGCUGAGCAGCUGAGAUCUGCAAUCGAGCAAAGCACUUCUGACUAUGAUAAGGAAAAACUACAAGAGCGGUUAGCAAAGCUUUCUGGUGGUGUUGCUGUUCUAAAGAUUGGUGGGGCUAGUGAAGCGGAGGUUGGUGAGAAGAAGGAUAGAGUGACUGAUGCACUAAAUGCUACCAAAGCUGCAGUAGAGGAGGGUAUUGUACCAGGUGGUGGAGUUGCCCUUCUCUAUGCAUCAAAAGAUCUGGAUAAAUUGCAGACUGCAAACUUUGACCAAAAGAUUGGUGUUCAGAUCAUUCAAAAUGCUUUGAAGACCCCAGUGCACACAAUUGCUUCAAAUGCGGGUGUAGAAGGAUCUGUCAUUGUCGGCAAGCUAUUGGAACAGGAUAAUAUUGAUCUAGGUUAUGAUGCUGCUAAAGGUGAAUACGUUGACAUGGUGAAGUCUGGUAUUAUUGAUCCACUAAAAGUUAUCAGAACAGCUCUGGUAGAUGCUGCAAGUGUGUCCUCUCUAAUGACUACCACAGAAUCUAUUAUCGUCGAGAUCCCCAAGGAGGAGGUGGCCGCACCCGCAAUGGGUGGUAUGGGUGGCAUGGGCGGGAUGGAUUUCUAACUUAUGCUCCAGGUCGUGCAAAUCAAUGUUGAUCUGAUACAUUUUGUUCGUUAGAUUAGUUUCUUUUUGCGGUGCGGAUAUCUUAAUGCCGUGAUUGAUGAGGUGGCUGUCAGAUUUCGAUUCUGCUGCAAGAGAAUUGUAACUUGAAAUAGGGUCGAACAUUAGAACUUAGAACCUGGGAAUUGGAAUGCAUAAAAUAAAAUCAUUCUAUACAAAUGGUGCACGUUGAA